Molecule: messenger RNA, 3134 nt
Organism: Spodoptera litura
Lineage: Eukaryota; Metazoa; Arthropoda; Insecta; Lepidoptera; Noctuidae
Biological process (GO): small GTPase-mediated signal transduction
Molecular function (GO): GTPase activity; GTP binding
Source: RefSeq, a predicted model, not a curated record
CGGCUACCGGCCGCCGUCCCCGAGACAGUCGCGUACUGUUCUCCGCGGUGACUGCACGCCGCUGCUCGCGUCCGCGCGCUCCACAAACCGCGAUAUAUUUCGAUUACAUCGCGCAAGUAAUGUGCGCAAACGCACACCUCGGUAAUCCAUUUGUUGACAGCCAGUCGUGACAGUGCAAAUGUCUCCCAGUUUAGAAGGGAUCAUGUUCAACCGAAACACGAACCUGUCGGCGCGCCGGCCGUUGUUGGCGGAACCGCAAAAGCCUCUAAUGGUCCCACCACGCGCGCCUCCCCGCGACACUGGCCCGCACCGGCCCUUGCCCGCGCCCAGGAACCUGCCUACUGAUUAUUCUUACGAAUACCGACCAGAUUACUGGAAACCAUCGAACGUCGAACUCGAAAGACGGCUACAUGAGACAAGGGCACGCGAGAAAGUUGGAUACUUUCAAGACAAAGUUACAGCUCCAGAUCUCAGUUUGGACCGCAGAGAAGCGGAGCUCGUGUUCAGGUUCGAUCCACAGGCGUCUGAUGAAUAUCUUACGAGCCAGUAUCGUGCUCCGGUAGUGCAUUAUGCGAAGCCCCCGACUCCGGCGAACGGGUUCGCUGCCCGUGUGCCUGAGAGAGACGGGCCGUUCGUGUUCGGUGUGCACAGUCCGAGCCAGUUCCCGAUUUCGCGGCGGGACGAUGACGACUACGACUACUCCGAAGUGGCUGAAGAGAACGGCCGCACUGUGAUACGAGACGAUGUGUCUGAAGACUUGAAUUGCUGUGAUAAAGUGAACGAGUGGGCGGUCAGGGACAAAAAGAGCAGACGGACUUUGAACCGCAUGUUUCAGAUUAAAGACAGAAGGAAGGUGAAAGGUGGAAAGAAAGAGAAGAUAAAGUGUGUGUUGGUGGGUGAUGGAGCUGUUGGGAAAAGCUCGUUGAUAGCGGCAUACGCGCAGGAUACAUUUCGGGAAGACUACCAGCCUACAGCAUACGACACAUUCAAUGUUGUGGUUGACGUGGACGACCGACCGCUUUGCGUAGAAAUCUGUGAUACUGCUGGACAGGACUCAAUGUCCGAGCUCCGGGAGCUCUGUUACCCUGGAACUGAUGUGCUGAUGCUGUGCUUCUCCGUGGUGAGGCCGGAGACCUUCAGGUCUGUCGCGGAGAGGUGGACCAAAGCUGUGGCCAAUGUGAACGCGCCGCUCAUACUUGUAGGCACGCAAAGUGACCUCGCGCAAGAUCCUAGAAUUCUACAGACUUUGAGGAGUCGAGGCGAGCACGUGGUUACAGAACUCGAGGCGAAGGCAUUAGCAGCUAAGAUCGACGCAGUCUACAUAGAAACAUCAGCUAAAACAAGGAAACAGUUAAAGGAUGCUUUCGAUGCCGCCAUUUUGGCAGGCCUGCCAAUAAGACACUGCAAAAAACCUUUUUGGAAGAAACUAUUCUGUUUAAGUUAAAAUAUUUUAGAUAAAAAUGGACUAUUUUGUGUAUGCCUAUUUGGAAAUUGUUGUGUACAGUUGUACUGUAUAGAAAUUGUUGGAAAAAGUGACGGACCAGUUUAAAACUUCGUUAUCUUUUGUAGAUAGAUAAUUAAUAAUCAUUUAUCGGAUACUAGCAAGCUUUAAAUGUUCUGUCUGUGUUAUCACUGUUAGAAAUUUUCACUGCGAAAGAAAAAUUUUAAGCUUUACUAUUUUUUCGACUUGUGUUCCUGUUCGGAGUGCCUUUAGAAAUGUAUUAGCAUUCGCACAUCGAAGUUUGUUGCUAUUAAGAAAGUGCCAGGCGCGCCUAUAUUUAAAUUCUGUAAGAAUAAUUAAUUCCAAGAAAAUCUAGUGUGACUUACUUUUUGUCAAGUUAUUUUCGAAAUUUGGAUCUUUUAUUAUUUGUAGGUACUAUUAAAUUCUAAAGUUGUUUCUUCAAAUAACUGUUAUCUACCUAUAUUUUGUUAAUCUGGUUGCAAAAUAUUAUCUGUUGUUUCUACAUUCCUUUUACUCGAAAGAUAUUUUUGUAAUCACAUGCAUUAUAGUGUCACACACUUGGGAUGGGAACAUCUGAUAGUAUGUAAUACUUAUUACGAAGGGAAUAAAGUUGAAAAUAACUUAAAAUGAUGAAUUUUAAAAGAAACUCUCUACCUGAUAAGCGAUUCUGAGUCAUAACAAUUUAAAUUUUGUACUAGUCUUAGUGCGUCGUUUGAACCAGAAAAACUACCCUUAUACCAUAAUUUCUGCCUAUCCUAAUAUGUUAAGAUCUUCUUAAUGUAAAAGUUUUUGAAAAUAUUACUCUUUCACGCAAAAAUAAGCGCCGCCCAUAGACAGAUGAAACACCAGAGGCGUUACAAGACAAGUACGUUGCCGACCUUUUGGGAAUUUGAUAGAUUUGAAUGAAAUUUAGUACAGAGAUAGAUUAAAGUCUGCAAUAACAUAUGGGGCACUUUGUAUCCACUAGUUUAUUAUUAACACGACUUAAUAUUGACAACUGUGAAACUUGUAGUUUGGCGGUUAUCAAUAUACACAAUACUAUAAUUACUCAAAAUAUCUGUCCAAAAAUAAAAAUAGCUCUUUUAGACCUAUGUCUAUACCAAUCAGCUCAUAAAGAUAUCCCAAUUUGUCAGAUUUCUUGAAUACUUUAUUGUUUUGUAAUAAAGAUAGAAAUCCAUUGCAAAGACAGAUUGCAAGCUUCCUGUACAUUUUUGUAGAUAUUUGGUUUAAACGAAGUUCUAAGUUUUAAACUAAUUGAUUUCUGACAGAAAUAUUCUCAAUUUGACGAAAAAACCAAUCGCUAUGAUCAGGAUCAAUGGCGUAAAAAAGGGCCUAUUUAUAGCAUGGCUGAGAUUUACAAUGUGUAUCAAAUAAUAGUGGUCAUAAUUUGAAGUUUAUAUACUGCUGGGUUCUCCAAUUUAGCUUUCCAUAGAUGGCGCCUUCAGCGUUUUUGGAGACUCUUAAUUUAUGAUCAUAAACGAUAAUCUGUCUCUGUCACACACUAUCGAAUUACAAGUGGAAGAGGGAGACAGAAACAUGAAAAUUAAAUAUCUCAGCCAUAUAUCAAAGGAGUUCUAACUUUAUAUUGUUGUACAGUAAUCAUAAAAAAUGUAAUUUUAAGUGUUAUAAGUGUAUAUAUUGGAUAAUUAUUUUAAUUAAUGUUGUUUUGAUA